Molecule: messenger RNA, 961 nt
Organism: Ictalurus furcatus (blue catfish)
Lineage: Eukaryota; Metazoa; Chordata; Actinopteri; Siluriformes; Ictaluridae
Gene: tnfrsf9b
Product: tumor necrosis factor receptor superfamily, member 9b
Exons: 7
Coding region: 5-829 (274 amino acids)
Biological process (GO): regulation of cell population proliferation
Cellular component (GO): external side of plasma membrane
Molecular function (GO): cytokine binding; signaling receptor activity
Source: RefSeq, a predicted model, not a curated record
AGUGAUGUGGCUCGUUCUGACUCUGUUGCUGCUGCUGUCUCUGUCUGUGGGACACACGGUGGAACCGGGAUGUGAUGACUGGAGAAUAGAUUCCUCAUCCGCUGACAAAGUUUGCUGUAACAGAUGUAAGCAAGGAAACCGCCUGGUGUUUGAUUGUGGUUCAGACACGAAGCAGCUGUGUGAGCCGUGUACAAACGGAACAUACACUGACACCUUUACUGCCAGUUUCUGCAAAAGAUGCACCGAAUGCAUAAGUCCACUGAGAGUGAAGCGGCUCUGCACUGCCAGCACUGAUACAGUGUGUGAGUGCGCUCAGGGAUUUCGGUGUGGAGAUCAAUCCUGCUCCUUCUGCAUCCAAGAGUGUGGUGAAGGAGAAGAACCUACAGAGCACAGAGGUUGCCAGCCUUGCCCUGCAGGAACAUUCAACAGUCAGAUCCAUCAUCACUGCGUUAAGUGGAGAAGCAGCUGCCCAUCACCGGAUCAGCAGAUUGUGGCUGCGGGGACGGCCGUCAGUGACAUCGUCUGUGCUGAUCUAAAACCCACCACGCCAAGGCCAGACGUUAAAUCAGAUCCGGGGCUGAUGCUGGUCAUCGCUAUCAUUUGUACCUGCUUGAUCAUCAGUGCAGCAAUGCCGCUGUGCAUGGUCAUGUAUUUUAAAAAGGAAAAGACAGUGAAGAUGCCACCCAUGCCUGUGGAAACUCCAGCUGGUGAAGCAGGGCGGAGGCUGGUGCCUGAACCUGAGCAGUGCAGUUUCUGUUUUCCGCAGGAGGAACGCGGCAGUAAUUCAUCUCUGCUCUUGGACGAUAAGCCCUUUGAGCUGGUCGUGUGACAACAAGAUUUCCUAAUUACUCUUUUUAUAAAUAGUGCUUUCUAAAACAAAUAGUUUUUCAAAUUUUCUACAAAGCUUUAUGAAUUAGAUUUUUGAAUCUGCCUGGUGCAGGAUUCUUUAAUCAUAUCUAAA